AUGGGGCGCAUGGAAGUCGAAAAGCUUCGAUAUUUGGAGCGAGAAGACUUCCGAGUUUUGAUAGCUGUAAGUGUGAUAACAUCAUUACCAUUACUUCAAUGGAAUGCUCUGACUGUGGAAAUGGGGAUGAAAAAUCACGAGAUCGUACCGCUUCCCCUCAUAUCAGCUAUCGCUGGUAUCCACAGAGGAGCUGUCGCGCGUAUGCUCUCCGAUCUCUGCAAACACGGCUUGGUGGCAUUCGAGAGAAGCAAGAAAUAUGACGGUUAUCGUCUCACUGUUUUGGGAUACGACUUCUUAGCGCUGAAAGCGCUAUGCACUCGUAAUGUUGUUGGCAGCGUAGGCAAUCAGAUUGGUGUUGGAAAAGAGUCGGACGUAUAUGUGGGUGGAGAUCCGGAAAGAAAUGAUCUCUGCCUCAAAUUUCAUCGCCUUGGUCGAACAUCGUUUCGAAAAAUCAAAGAGAAGCGUGAUUAUCAUAAGAAACGACAUGCAGCAUCAUGGCUAUAUUUGAGUAGGCUCGCAGCCACGAAGGAGUUUGCAUUUCUCAAAGCACUGGCCGAGCAUGGCUUUCCUGUCCCUCGACCUGUAGAUGUGUGCCGCCAUCUUGUCGUGAUGGGACUGAUUGAGGGCGACACUUUAUGCCAUGUUGAUCAUGUGGAAGACGUCGGAGCUUUAUAUGAUAGAUUGAUGGCAUUGAUAGUAAAAUUUGGGCGGCAUGGACUUAUACAUGGAGACUUCAACGAAUUCAAUAUUAUGCUGCUGGAGGGUGAGAAAGUCAUCGUCAUUGAUUUUCCACAAAUGGUUUCUAUAGAUCACCCAAACGCACAGUUCUACUUUGAAAGAGAUGUGGAGUGUGUGAGGACCUUCUUCAAGCGAAAAUUUGGUUAUGAUUCCGAUGACUUUCCUAAGUUUUCUGAAGUUUCUCGUAAAUAUAACUUGGAUGUCGAGUUAGAAGCGAGUGGAUUCACCAAACAGAUGCAGAUUGACCUGAAUAAGGCUUAUGAUACCGGCAACUUUUAUGCACACCAAGAUUUUGAUGAUUCAGAUGAGGAUGAAGAGACAGAAGGAGUAAGUCUCGCAGCAAACUCUCACUUGUAAAA
Cylicostephanus goldi is the source of this 1097-nucleotide messenger RNA. Lineage: Eukaryota; Metazoa; Nematoda; Chromadorea; Rhabditida; Strongylidae. The record is from the annotation of a GenBank genome assembly.